Molecule: messenger RNA, 2225 nt
Organism: Dendronephthya gigantea
Lineage: Eukaryota; Metazoa; Cnidaria; Anthozoa; Malacalcyonacea; Nephtheidae
Product: T-box transcription factor TBX3-like
Exons: 6
Coding region: 627-1982 (451 amino acids)
Biological process (GO): regulation of transcription by RNA polymerase II; positive regulation of DNA-templated transcription; cell fate specification
Cellular component (GO): nucleus
Molecular function (GO): DNA-binding transcription factor activity, RNA polymerase II-specific; RNA polymerase II cis-regulatory region sequence-specific DNA binding
Source: RefSeq, a predicted model, not a curated record
GGACUGCGCCUUUCUCGUGGUAAUUACAGAGAAGUGUGAUUGGCCUAGCGCACAGCUGUCAACCAAUUAAACGUUACAGCUUGUUAGACCUGGACGUUUUAAUGGAAUAUGUUUACAUAACAAAGUUGCACGCCUGUAGUUCAUUUUGCGGAUCAAUCCAGGAGAGACUGACUCAGAGAAAGAGAGAGAGGACGAAGUGUGAGAGCGCCACAAAGAAUCGCAAGUUGUCGUGAGCAAAGACCAGUUCGUUCUGUCCCGGAGGAAAGCGAGAGCCUUUGGAACACUGUGUGAUAGUUGUAGUUGACAGCCUGCGCCACGAUCCAAGUUUGAGAGAGUUUGAACUGUGCGCUCUAGGAGUCACUGAGAAACACAGUUUUUCAACACAGAAUUUUUGUCGUCUGAGACGCGCAUUCGGAGAUAAAGUGUGGAUAUUUAUCGAUUGAAGUAAAUUUGAGUCGCUAUUGCGAAUUUGAGAACUUGUCAACUAGCAACGAUCCAUCAUAUCCGUGAUCAUCACAUAUCAAAUAUCCCUUGGAUUCUGUGAGGUUAUUUGCCAAUCCAGGGAAUAAACACUCGGAGGACAGUCCUAAAGGAGAAUUAACAGAAAUCUACAAGCAGAUCUAGAUAUGGCAUAUCAUCCGUACUAUCCUUCAGCGAGAACAGAGUUCUCCAUUCCAGCAAUCAUUCAGCCUCUCAUCCCACCAGGGGUAAAUAGCAACACAGGAAACCAACAAACAGUCGCGUCGAAUUCAUUCAACUACCAUCAUCAUUUAUCUCCAACAUCGACUAAAGCAAAGUCGUUCAGUUCAACGUUUCCAACCCCGUCCUUCCACGGUGGAGCAGCGGCCAUGAUGGCUUCCACUGGCUUUGAGUCUGAACCUGAGAGACCGCGGAGUCCUCCGGCUACGGUGAAACUUGAAAACGAAGAUCUUUGGGAAGCGUUUCAUAAACAUGGAACUGAAAUGGUGAUCACAAAAGCAGGAAGACGAAUGUUCCCGGCGAUUAAAGUGAGGAUUUCUGGCCUCAAUCCACGCACAAAAUACAUCGUUUUACUGGAGAUAGUUCCCGUCGACGAAUGUCGUUAUAAAUUUCAUAAUUGUCGCUGGUCAAUCGCAGGCAAAGGUGACCCGGAGAUGCCGAAACGCAUGUAUGUUCAUCCAGACUCGCCCAACACAGGAGCUCAAUGGAUGCAAAAAGUCAUCUCGUUUCAUAAAAUGAAGCUCACAAAUAAUCCCAACGACAAAGAUGGAUUUACGAUCCUCAACUCAAUGCACAAGUACAAACCUCGCGUUCAUUUGGUUAAAUGUGAAGACAUCUACAGACUACCUUGGAGCUCGUUUCAAACUUUCGAGUUUCCAGAUACAAUGUUCUUUGCUGUCACAGCUUAUCAGAAUGAAAAGAUCACCAAGCUAAAAAUCGACAACAAUCCUUUCGCGAAAGGUUUUCGUGAGAAUGGCGCAGGACAGAAAAGACGAAAUCAAGAGAAACGAAAAGCGAAGAUUUUGGACCCACAAGAAAAGAAUUUAGAUACAGAUGUAGUUAAAUGUGAAAAUAAGAUUCCUUCGGAUUGUACAAGACUCUCCAUGGAACAGGUCCAGGAAGGGGAAAGCACGAGCGUCGUACCAGCUUCUCAUGAACAAGAAAUUCCAGCAACCGCUGGCGAAACAAGUGCAGGCUUUCCCACUGAAAGUUGGACACAUCAUCGCAAUGGUUACCACAGUAACAAUCACGCAUACAGGUCAGAUUUUCGGUAUGCUCCCUACCCUGCUCAGGCGCCAAGAAACUCGUUUAUGACGAAUCCAGGUUCGUUUCCACAUCGGCCAACGCCGGUAAUGUUCGGCCAGUCGUUCGCCCAUCCUAUGUACGGUACCUAUACGGUACCCUCGGCAUAUGUACCCUCCUGCGACGUUUUUACGCCAGAGACAAACAUGGAGAAUAAUGCCGGUGAUAUGUACAAUAUUCCUAUUGGCAAUAAGUUUUAAAACUAUCCGCUUUGUGUAACAGGGCUUUGAUUAUCUCCCUUGUCAUGACGUAUGGAUCAUUAUCAGUGAUUAUCUAAUAUUCUUUCCUUCAGUAACUGCACACAAAAAAUGAGUUACAAUUGCACUUAACAGAAAUGGGUUUAAGUCAGGGAAAACAAGCACUUCAUUUCCACAUCUACGGUAUACUAAAAUUUUUAAACAAAUGCAACUUAUAUGGAGAAAUUCGGAUGGUAAUAAUUAGUU